AUGGAACAUCUGUCAAUCCGGCUCAAGCCUCCAUACCAGUCACUUCGAUUUCCCUGUAUCUGCGCCUCACAAGAUCAAGCUACAGGAGCUGUCGAGAUAUUGACUCCUGUACGGUUCAGUUUCACGGGGGAAGACUUCCCUCCAUCCCCCAAAGAGAGAAUACCCCUCUCCGAGGCGGGCCCCUUCCUUCAGUCAUGGCUUUGGUUCGAUACGAUCAGGGAUGUCUUCAGCACGGCCGAUAUCAUCGUGCAGGCCACAGACUUCGUCCAAGUGGACGAGGAACUUGGCUUGCGGCUUGACACGUCCAUACUUCACCGAUACUUUUGGUACUGGGUGGCAGCAGACUCGCGGGCGAGUCGCGAGGUACGUGUGCAGCGCUGCAACGACAUCGACGCUCGCCUAGAAUCUGUGGCUCAGAUUCUGGAACAUUAUAUUGUCUUUAAGGAUAAUCCGGCGGCGCCGGACAUCGAGAACGUCUCUCAACUUGGCACAUACCUGAUUGACGACGAAAACAACGUCCUCUUGGCCGUGGCUCUCCUCGGCGAGGUUCUUGAUCUGGCGAGGCGCUCCAUUUACUCCGACCUUGACCCCGGCCCACUGCGGCUUUGGACGAAAACGCUUCUUAUCAGGAGAUUGCUCAUUCAAGCAGGGUGGUGCAUCAGUGAGUUGGCGGCGGCUUUUGAUCUUUCCACGUUGUCAGAUACUUCGGUGCCGUUGUCCCUCAGUCGGCUUGACCGCUCGUCUCUCCUGAGAAAUCAUAAUGCAUGUUCUAUUGCAGAAUGCUCCCACGCCAAAAUCGACUACUCUACAUAUCGGCCAAUGCAUGUUCAUGACGACUGUUCAUGUCCGGAUAUCACACCGCCGUACACAGAGCAAAGAAAGAUCGAUCGGGCGUUGUGCAAGGGUGCGUAUCCCGUCGUGACAUAUUCCGGCACCGACAGCUUUGGGUCCAAGUUAUUGGUCGAUACACCCACAACUGUCGAUGAUCGGACUAUGUAUGUGGCGAUCUCGCACGUACGGGCCGACAGACUCGGCAACAUGCGCGAGAAUGCUCUGCCUGCCUGCCAGCUGGAAUAUCUUCAGAAGUGUGUGAACUCCCUAUACCCUGAAAAUGUUACCGAUGUCCCUUUCUGGAUAGACACCAUUUGCGUUCCCCGAGAACAGCCGGCUAGGGGAAUGGCUAUUCAGAGCAUGCGGAAAGUCUACGGACAAGCCGACAAAAUCCUGGUCUUGGACUCGACGAUUCGAUUGCUAGAUGCAAAAGCACGCCCUGAGGAUCUUCUUUUGGCCAUCAAAUUCGCCCCAUGGUCGACGCGACUCUGGACCUGGCACGAGAGCAUGCUCGCAAGACAAGUCUUCUUCCAGCUAGAAGAUGGCUUGAUCUGGGGAGACGACAUUGAGCGGCGUUUCAACUCGGAGUUCCCCCACGAUUGUACAGCUAUACACGCGCGUGAUCUUAUUGCUGACAGGGACGGGCCCAACGGGACGAUUUGCGAAGCAUUGAUACAAGCGAUGUCAGUGGCUGAACUUGAGGAAGACGAGGAAAGCUUAGGCUGCCUCCCUACCGAAGAUCAAUUAUGCGAAAAUGACGAUCAUGCCGAUGAACUGGCACCCAUCGUCCACAAGAGAAUCCCUGACGAUGACGGAGUUGAAGAAUAUAACCUGGAGCUGGAUCGCUGUUAUGAAUUGAUGAAUGAGUUGGCGGAGGUGCGAGAAGAACUGGCAAGUAGUCGACAAGGUCCAGUUACGGAGGAAGAUAUCAGAGCUCUGGAAGAGGAAAUCGCCCUUCGCAAAGAGCUGACCGAGAUGAUGCAUGAAGAAUCACGCACUCUCACGUCGGAAAUCCUCCGGGCAAAACGAAAUCAUCUGGGUGAAUGGGACCACGAGCAGGAAAAUCCAUUCGUCAGCUCGCCCGAUGCCCGUUCCCAGUGGGCUGAAGGUGGCCCUCCCAAAAGAUGCAACAAGAGACUCCUCGAGAGGCUCCGGCGCUGUCACAACGGCCCGUCAUUCCGCUACUGGCUACGAGGAUUUAACCCGGUAUACCAAGAAUGUUGGCCGUUCUAUUUCGAGCUGCGCAACGGCUACAAGCGAACGUUGAUGAAUCCUGAAUUCGGCAGCGUACUGGACUAUCAACGACUUGGUGAGGUCAUCUCUGCAGUCGGUUGGCGGAGUACGAGUUGGCCUGGAGACGAGGCGAUAUGCCUCGCCAUUGUCUUAGACCUGGAUGUUGGGCGUGUCCAGAGGGCGUCGCCUCUUGCGCGGAUGGAAGUGCUGAUCGGUAUGCUCCAGAGCGUACCAAGAGCCCUGCUGUUCAUGCCUCUCCCUCGGAUGAGCACAGAAGGACUGCGAUGGAUGCCCAAGUCUUUCUUAGGAGCCGGAUUAGCUGCCUCGGGUCCAUUGAACUCAAGACAUGACACCGAGGCCUUCCGUACCAGCCAGGGACUCUACUUUAGCGCCGAAGGAUGCUUCAUCGAUCCGAGCGACUUUCCUGCGGGCAAAGAGCCUCCGUUGCUCGUCAUCGAAGGCCAUUGCUACGGGGUUUUGCCCGAAGGAGAAGAAUGGCCAGAGCUCCACGGCCGGCUCGGAGCCUUGAUCUUUUACGAGAAGCCCACCAAAACCCACGGACGACAUGUGGCCCUUGUGAGCGUGGAAGAAGAGUCGGAGGAUAUCAUGUUCGCUUGCUAUGAGCGGUGUCUGUACAUGGCGGGAAUCGGCGAUGACGUUUCUGCCUGGCUUCUGGAAGACCCAGAGGGCGAACGUUCAACGAUGAGAACUUGCUGGGCCCGGUACACACCUAAACAGCAAGAGUGGUGCAUUUCAUAG
Cladophialophora immunda is the source of this 2823-nucleotide messenger RNA. RefSeq lists its product as uncharacterized. The transcript has a single exon. Bases 1 to 2823 code for a protein of 940 amino acids. The record is from RefSeq and is a predicted model, not a curated record. NCBI's taxonomy places the organism in Eukaryota, Fungi, Ascomycota, Eurotiomycetes, Chaetothyriales, Herpotrichiellaceae.